This is a messenger RNA of Bicyclus anynana (squinting bush brown), 813 nucleotides long. RefSeq names its product protein lifeguard 1-like. NCBI's taxonomy places the organism in Eukaryota, Metazoa, Arthropoda, Insecta, Lepidoptera, Nymphalidae. The transcript is spliced from 5 exons. The record is from RefSeq and is a predicted model, not a curated record. The coding region runs from base 1 to 813 and encodes 270 amino acids.
AUGGAUAUUAAUAAGAAUAUAGACAUCGAAGAAAAACAAAGGGAUGGCAAAACAGACAUCUGUUCUAUAGAAUGUGAACCCCAAGACACAGUGUUAGAGAAAGUAGUUAACAGACAACGCGAUGCAGUGGUUGAAUCUGCUCAUCGGAAACUGAAAGUACCGAAUAUGUGGGUGCAGUUUCAAAAGACCAUACGAAAUACGAGUACUAGAAGUAAUGACCAUGAAUUGGGGAGGCAAAGUGCGGAUAGAGCAAAACAUUUUCAACCCGAAGGUAGCGGUGGUGGCGGUGGGUUCGUCUAUGACCGGUCUCGGAACGGUUUUGUGUUGAAAGUGUUUGUCAUCCUACUGGUGAUGCUUGCAGUUACGGCGAUGUACGCAGUUAUCGUAGCAGCAAUGAGCAACGUUGUUGCCGUGUUCACGUCAAUUAUAAAAACGCAUAUCAUAAUGUAUGCGCUCUUAGCAACCAGUAUCACUGUGGCGGUGUGUCUCAUGUUAGCCCUUUCUAGUUUCGACUUCACCGCCUGGUACUUGUAUUUGGUCGUCAUAAUGUGUGUGUUCGCUGCUUUAUCGUUGAUGUUGUUAAUUGGUUCAGCGUUCUUUGGUAUACGCUUUAAGCUGAUGCACACGAUAAUGCUAUAUGUGGGAACGCUUAUUCAAGUGGUUUUACUUAUUAUGGAACUCCAGAUGAUUUUAGGCGGUAGAUCCAUAGAGAUGGGCGAAGACGAAUAUGUUCUAGCUGCCUACUGUCUUUACACAUCUAUUAUAAAUCUGUUUCUUCACUUUGUAAAGAUUUUAGCCGAUCUUGACUUUUAA